AUAUUAGAGAAAAGGAGUGCAGACAACAAAUUGAUAUUUGAUGUUCGUGUUGGAGAAAACGGAAUAGAAUUUUUAUAUUUAAGUUCAUUGUCAGUUCGUCCAUUAUCAGUCUCAGUUAAAGAUACAGUGGCAUUGAAAAAAUGGCAUCAUUUAGCAAUUCAGGUGUACAGAACUACUAUAAGUUUCUUUUUAAAUGGACCCAGAGUUGGCUUAUCCUCCCUGUCUACUACAGAGUUAGGUAGUGUCAUACAAGACUCUGUAGGUUCUUAUAGAAUUGGCCAAACUGCUGAAGGAUUAGCUCCCUUUAAAGGUCGACUUCAAGAUUUUCAAUUUUAUCAAGAAUUACUCACCAACAGAGAAAUAGCAGAGCUGUUUUCUGGAACAUUUCCAGAAGCCAGAAUACAGACAGAUUGCCGAUGUCCCCCCACUCAUCCACGAGUCAAACCUCAACAGACACACUACUGUAUUCCUAAUGGUGUCCCAGACAACUCAGGGGUGGAAACAUUACGAAUUAAUGAUGAAGCUCAUCCACUAGAGUUCGCUAACGACGGGGAUAGUAAUACCGUCUGGAUUUCUAAGUUUCAAGAUAAGGUUGAUGUUACUGUUGACCUUGGAGAUGAAUUUCAAGUAUUUUAUGUAGUCAUACAAUUCUACAGUCCUCUACCGAAAGCUGUUACAAUCGAACGACAGAUAAACCAAUCAGACGUUUGGGAACCAUGGCAAUAUUACGCUCAAGAUUGCCCAAAAUAUUUUACUGGUCAGGUCAACAACGGUGAAACUGCGACAUCUUUGUCCGUUAAUUGUUUGCAAUUUGGAACCAAUAAUUUACAGACACCAUAUUCUAGAGGAAAUAUAACCUUUAAUAUCUUGUCAUCUGAACCAGUCCCAAGACCUGGAUAUAAUGAUUUUUAUAACACACUAGAAUUACAUGAAUUUGUUAAAGCCUCUCGUAUACGAGUCCGAUUUGAAGAUCAUUACUUUGUGACAAACAUUCGACAUGAAUAUUUUGGUGUUUUUGAAUAUGCUGUUAGUGCAAGGUGUAACUGUCAUGGCCAUAGUGAAACUUGUGAUAUGUCAACUCUACCUUAUAAAUGUAACUGUUUACCAGCCUCUAAUACACAGGGCAACCAGUGUGAAAAAUGUCUGCCAUUAUAUAACAACAAACCAUUCCGUGUUGGAGACCAAACAAAGGAUUAUAACUGUCAAUUAUGUCAAUGUUAUAACCACGCUACCAGUUGUUAUUACAACGCUUCAUAUGAUUCGUUCCCGACUGAUCAUGAUCGUGGAGGGGGCGGAGUCUGUGUUGACUGUCAACACAACACAGAAGGACAGAUGUGUGAUGUAUGUAAAUUGACAUAUUUUCGACCAAUCGGUAAAAGUCUUUAUGAUGCUGAUGUCUGCCAGAAUUGUAAUUGUAAUGCAACUGGAAUGGUUUCUGAAACUCAACAAUGUGAAAAGAUUGGAGGUCAGUGUCCGUGUAAAGAAAAAGUAUCUGGAAGAGAUUGUAGUGUUUGUUUAGAUGGGUUUUAUAACAUACAACCAACCAACCCAGUCGGAUGUGAGGAAUGCGGGUGUAAUGUUGAUGCUACUAUCAAUGCUGACAAGUCAUGUGACAUUGAAACAGGACAAUGUAAUUGUAAACGUAACGUAAGAAAUCGAAAUUGUGAUGAAUGUGAAUAUGGUUUCUAUAAUUUGACGUCAGAAAAUGAAUUUGGCUGUCAACCGUGUCAGUGUAACCCUAUGGGGUCACAGAGUAUUUACUGCGAUCCUGACUCAGGACAGUGUCAAUGUAAGGAGAACAUCAUUGGUUUGAAGUGUGACCGCUGUGCUGAUAAUUUUUACAAUUUUAGCCUCGGAUGCAUUCCGUGUAAUUGUAAUAAGGAUGGUAUUGAACCUGGAUCUGUGUGUGAUCAUGUAACAGGACAAUGUGUCUGCAAACAACAAGUAGGAGGUCGUCAGUGUAAUACUUGUAAAGAAGGAGCAUACGGUUUCGGCAGUUCGCCAAACACUGGGUGUGAGAUUUGUACGUGUAACCUUGCUGGCAUUGAGGGAGAUGAGGCAUCAUGUGACUUUGAAACAGGAAGUUGUAAAUGUAAAGAGAGGGUAAUAGGACGAAUGUGUAAUCGAUGUGAUGGGAAUACAUGGGGUUUAAAUGAAACAAACCCUCUCGGUUGUGAACUGUGCAAUUGUGAUCCGACAGGAACCAAACUCGGUGAGACUACGUCCCCUGAUACACUUGCCUGCAAUAAUAAAAAUGGACAGUGUAGUUGUUUAGCCAAUAGAUUUGGAAGACAAUGUGAACAGUGUGUUACAGGGUAUUUCAACUCAGAGACACCUGGUGGUGGUUGUGAGCCAUGUGGAUGUCAAGAGAAGGGAACUCUGCCUGGUACAAUGUGUAAUACAACAAAUGGACAGUGUGAAUGCUAUAGAGGUCGAGGCCUGACAGGUAGAACAUGUUCAGAAUGCGAGAAUGGUUUUUAUGGUUUCGAUGAGAAACAAGGAGAGUGUUCAAAAUGUCUAUGUUUAGAGGCCGGAAGUGUUAAUCAGACGUGUCAGAGCAUUAGUGGACAGUGUUAUUGUAAAGAAUUUGUAACGGGCCGCCAGUGCGAUAUUUGUGUUCAAGGUUCAAGUAAACUGGAGAUGAGCAACCCCUUUGGUUGUAGCAAAUCCCCGUCCCAGCAACCACCACCAACUCACGUAGCAUUGAGUUCUACUGAGUUAUUAUUAGAGUGGGGACCCCCAGACUAUCCUAAUGGUGUAAUUUAUCAAUAUAAUGUAAUACGUGAUGUCAUUUUCGUACAUCUUACAAAUUUAUUUUCAGUUUCUGCCUUCAAUGAUACUGGAUUACUUCCCUACACAUCGUACACCUACCAGAUUGAGGCUAUCAAUGCCUUUGGUUCCGUUAGAAGUACUCCUGUCAUAUUCAGAACAUUGGAAGGAUUUCCAUCUUCAGAUGCAGUUCUGCAAGUUUUUGACAUCAAACCUAAAUCAGCAUCCUUCAGAUGGACAGAACCAUCAGAAAUGAAUGGACCACUAUUGAAAUAUAAGUUAGUAUCUCAGACAAGCGGUGCAUCAGAUGUGGAAAAGGUUCAUUGGGAAGGCACAUCAAGGGAAGUAACUCUGACAUCAUUGAUACCUUUCACAAAAUACAACAUGUCUGUUGAGGCAUGUACAGCUGGAGGAUGUACCAAAAGCAGUCCAAUUUUAGUCAACACUCCCUCGUCUGUACCUGAAGGUCAAAGGUCACCAAAUAUCACUGCUAUCAACAACACUGCUCUAUUUAUAAACUGGGACUAUCCAAUUAAUCCAAAUGGAAUAAUCAUUUUCUAUGAGCUGUGGAUGCAAGGAAUGCCAGGACCGAAUGGCAUUAGAAAUCCUGAAAGUAAAAGAGUCUUUGUGAGUAGUGGUCAGUACAACCCAAGAGUGGUUGACACUCCAGAAGAAAAUGCCCUUCCACCUCCUGACACAAAUUACACAGUAACAGACCUGGAACCCUUCACAGAAUAUGAAUUUCAAGUUUUGGCCCAGAAUGAUGCUGGCAAAGCAGCUAGUCCAUGGACUGUUGGUAGGACUGGGGAAGCAUUACCUAAUGCGAUGGGAGCUCCAGUAGUAGAGGGACUAUCUAGUUCCCAGUUGAAAGUAUCCUGGACAGAGCCCCCACCUAAAGAUGCCAGAGGAGUUAUAUUGAUAUACCAUGUCUACCAUUUUGUUAAAACUGAUUUGACUCAAGAUCAAUUUGCUCCACCAUUUCAAUGGAAGCUUGUGUCUACAUCUAAUGGAAGUGUUUAUAGUACAUUAAUAGAUGGUCUAACGCCCUAUUCUCAACAUAAUUUUAAAAUCGGUGCGUGUAACAGUGUCGGUUGUGUAAAUUCAACAUCAGCCAGUGGACGUUUGUUACCUGCAGCACCAGAAGGGGUUGUUAAGCCGACUGCUGAUGGCUAUAAUUCUACGGUGAUGUCCAUUCGCUGGCCAGAACCAACCUUCCCGAACGGACCAUCACCAAACUACGUGGUAGAGAAAACAUCUAUAGCAUUGAGUUACCCUCCACAAGUUGAUAAGGGUACUCGCUUCCCAGGAGGGGGUUAUUAUAUAUUCCCUUCAUCUGUUCUUCCACAGAGUGUUUCCUUUACUGGUAUAAGACUAUCUUUCCGACUGAAGAGUCAAAGUGGUUUACUGUUAUUUGCUGCUACGGAAACACAAGAAGAAUUCAUCGCGAUACAGUUUGACGAGGGCAGACCAAAAUUUUUAUUUGACACUCAGGGUAAUAUUGGAUAUAUAACCACAACCAAUGAUGAAGGGUUACGGUAUACUAAUGGUGAUUGGUACUAUAUGACUAUUAGGCGCUCUGGAAUACACGGUACUAUGUUGAUAGACGCCAAUUUGAUUCGAGAUACAGGAUGCCAGUCAACCAGCGUAAUUGGGCAGACGACAGCUAUCUAUGUCGGAGGCCUGCCCCCAGAUUUUGUAAUAAAAAGAAAUGACAGAAGAGCUAGUAUCCAAAGAACAGGUUUCCAGGGCUGCCUGAGUGGAAUAGAAAUUUUACAACAAGAAUCACCGUUUGAGGUUUGGAAGAAGUUGGAUUGGAAAUCAGCAGAAGCUAAUGAAUUGGCUUUCUUGAAUUGGGAAGGUUGCCCUGUUAAUUUAGACAAAGGUCUUCACUUUCUCGGACAGGGUAAGCAUCAUAGAAAAAUGAUUGGGGGAGAUGAAGUUGAAGUUCAGUUUCAAUUCCGUACAGCGCUACAUACUGGUCUUCUCUUCUUUACCUAUGGUGGUACAGGCAUUUAUAUGUACGCAGGAUUGAUCCAGGGUGACCUCUAUUUUGAAUUCAGUAAUGGAGUGAAACGUGGAAGCGUCACAUACACUGAUCCUGAUAUAAAUUUCUGUGAUGGAAAUUGGCGACAGGUUUACUUCCGUAAGACAGGCUUCCUGGCAAAUAUUACCAUUGAAAAUGGUGCCACAACAUUGAGUGGAGAUGCAGAGACUAGUUUUGACGUACCAACAGCUUCCAGUGUGUACGUUGGUGGAAUACCACAACAAUCAGAAGCCAAACAAUUUAUGGCUAAGAGUCUCAAAUUUGAUAAAUUUUCAGGUUUUGGUGGAUGUAUCGCGUUCUUUUUAGUCAAUACUAAAUUAUUUGAGUUCUACAAAGAGGCUGUAGAAGUGGUCAAUGUAAAUAUGGAUGGGUGUGCCCCGUUUUUUCUGCCUAAUGAUACCUGUAAAGAUAAUCUCAUAACCCAGGUGUAUGAAGGGGUGGAACGAGAAACAUUUGAUAUCGGGUUACAACCCUAUACAGAUUAUAUAUAUAGAGUAACAGCCACCAAUGAAGUUGGAUCAGGCAGUAGUGCUUGGGGAUACGGUCGAACUAAGGAAGGAGCUCCUGUUGGGGUUAAUGAACCGUAUGAAGCUAAAGCUUUGUCAGGUUAUACAAUACAAGCCGAGUGGAACCGACCAGAUAGUACUUCUGGUUUAUUAACCAAGUUCAUUUUGAUUGGCUAUGUCAGUCAGAAUGACAGUAUUGAACCAAUCACACAAGAGUUUACUGAUACUAAAAUAAGAACUGGAAAUCUAACUAACUGUGUACCUUACACUGACUAUCUAGUAAAGAUUAUAGCGUGUACAGCAGGAGGGUGUACUGAAAGUGAGGAAGGAGUUUUAGUUAGAACUCUAGCUGAAGCCCCGGAACAAGUUCCAGCUCCUACAGCAGACGUACAAACCACAUCAAUGAUAGUAAAAUGGGAGGAGCCUGGGAGACCAAAUGGGUUGAUUUCUGGAUAUUAUCUCUUUCAAGAUGAUGUUAAAGUCUAUGAGGGUGGGGAAAAUUUCUUUGAGUUGAAAAAUCUGCAGGUUUACACAUCAUAUAGAUUUUUUGUGCGAGCCUGUACUAGUGCUGGGUGUACGUCUGGUCCUACUGUAACCUUGACAACAGCUCAGCUGCCACCAACCUCUGUUCUACCUCCUGUUCUUCAAGUUUUAGGCACCAACAGAAUUGAUGUAAGAUGGAAGACACCAGAUCAAGCUAAUGGUGCUUUGGAAAGAUAUGUUUUAUUGGUGUCGACUAUUGCAGGUCAAGAUGGCACAGAUCUGUAUAAUAGUACAGAACUAUUUUUAUCAACGGUUCUGACAAAUCUUACUGCUGGAACUCAAUAUUUUAUCAGAUUAUCGGCCUGUACAGGUGGUGGGUGUACAACCAGUGAUGUUGUCAAUGCUACAACAGAAGAGAGCGCUCCAGAUGGAAUACCAGAUCCUGUAGUCACCUCCCCUUCUUGGGCCGAACUUGAAGUAUCAUGGGGCAUACCAGCUUUACCAAAUGGUAUAAUUUUACGCUAUGAGUUGUAUCACAAUAAAAAAAUAGUUCACAGUUCUUUGGUUAGAGAGUACAGAAUUGAUAAUCUUCAACCUUAUAGUUUACACGAAUUCCGCGUGGCAGCCUGUACCAUAAAAGGGUGUGGUUUCAGUAAUGAGGUACAGGCAAGAACUAUGGAGGCGCCACCUGAAGGUCUUAUAGUUUUAGAAGUGGUUGGGAUAAAUUCCAGAGCCGUCAACACUAGUUGGUCAGCUCCUGCUAAAACAAAUGGACGUUUAUUUUAUGAUGUGUAUUUUGAAGGACUGUAUUACAAAGAUCCAGAAAAAAUGGAUUAUAGAACAGAUACACUAAGAAAGAGUUUAUUACAAGUAGAAGAGGCAUAUAAAUGGUUUAAUAUUAGUAAUCUAAUACCAUUAUCUCAGUAUUCUAUACAAGUUAAUGCUUCUAAUACCAAGGGUUUUAUACUGAGUAAUGUUGUACUAUUUACCUUACCUCCUGGAACUCCAGAUGGUGUUAGCCCUCCUCAACUUGUGUCAGAAACCCCGAAUUCAAUCAAAGCACAAUGGCCGCCAGUUGGUAGAGUUAAUGCUGAUGAAGAGCCAUCUUACAUUCUACAAUUUAGAGAAGACAGACAAGAUGCCAUGAUUCAGGAUAUAUUUGGACCAACAUCAACAUUAUUGUUUACAAAAGAAAACCUGUUGGCGUUUACAACUUAUCAAUUUAGAGUGAAAGCAUCCAACACUAGAGGUUCAACUAUAUCUGAAUGGGCUAGCCAAGUCACUAAGCAGGAUCGUCCAGUUGGUGUAAACCCACCACAGAUAGUCAAUAUAAACAUGAGGUAUAUAGAUUUAAAAUGGUCACAACCCUUCUCUCCCAACGGUAUCAUCAUGCAUUUUAAUAUUUACCAGAAUUCUCAACUACGUGCCAAGGUGGAAGCCAAUGUAACUAGUGAGAGAAUCGACAAUCUACUACCCUACUCUUACUACAUAUUUAAAAUAGAGGCCUGUACACUUGGGGGCUGUACCAAAAGUGAUGAGUCACUUCGAGUCCGAACCUUACAAGCAGCUCCUGAAUUUGAUGAAGGUCCAACUGUUAUAUCGCUGACUCCUGCGUCUGUUGAGAUCAAGUGGAAAGAACCAAUCAGACCAAACGGUGUGAUCACUUCGUACUCUGUAGAAAGAAGAGUAAAUGGUAGUGAAGCUGGUACAGUUUUGAUUUCAACGCCUGCCACUGUAUUAAGUUACAUCGAUGAAGAUCCAUUUUUAUCUCCCUUUACUAGCUAUGAUUAUCGUGUUGCUGCUGAAAACUUUGCUGGAGCUGGUUACAGUCCUUGGACAACAGUUGUUACAAAACCAUCUAGACCAUCAGGAGUUAUGGCCCCUGAAGUUCAAGUUAUCAACUCUACAGCAAUAACUGUCAAAUGGACAACACCUAUUAAAGACAAUGGAUUAUUAGAGUUUUAUAUCAUACGCCUACCAGAACCAAGAGUUGAGAUUCGGAAUACAUCACAGUUAGAAACUGUUAUUAGUGGACUGACGCCAUUCACAGAUUAUUCUGUUACCCUCACAGCCUGUACUUCUGGAGGGUGUAGUGAAAGUGUAGCAGUUCCUGUGAAGACUCUAGCAGCCAUCCCUGGUGGAAUUGCUGCACCCAAUCCUAUAGCAGUAUCGCAGUUAAUAAUAUCCAUCACCUGGCAACCACCAUCACAACCAAAUGGACAAAUCAUUGCUUAUGAAUUGUCUAGACAGAAGAUAGCUCAACCUCUUGAUCCGACAGUAACAGAUAUAGGAGAAUGGAGUAGAGUUUAUAGUGGUAAAGGAUUAUUUUAUGAAGAUCGAGGACUGACUAUGUUUACCACUUAUAUCUACCGUGUUACAGUCUUCAAUGGUAUUGGUCAGAUUACCAGUGAUUCAUCUAAAAAUGUAACAACAUUUGGAGGGUUGCCACGCCGUCCUGCUGUUGUCGCCGCUACUCCUACCAGCCAUCUGACUAUUAAAGUAGACUGGCAAACUCCAGACCCAGUAGAUCUACAAGGUGAGGUGGAGAAGAUUGGGAUUGUAGCGAGAUCAACCUCUGGGAAUGUAACUGCCGAGCCACCACCAGAUGCAAAUAGUUAUAUACUAGAGAACCUGUCUCCUGAUACAGAAUACAGUAUAACAGUCAAAUUGACCAUCUACGGUGGAGAAUCUAUUACCAGCAACCCUGUUACAGCUCGAACUAUGAAUGGAGCCCCUGAGGGAAUUGAACCUCCAGUUUUAACAGUUUUGAGUGACACCAGUCUCCGAGUCUCAUGGAGUCAACCUAGUCAAAGUAAUGGGCAGAUUGUAAAUUAUAAUAUAUAUAUUAAUAAUGAUAUACGCUCUACCAAUAUGUCAACUCCUGGCUCUAUUAUACUCAAUGAUUUACAGCCAUUUACUGUUUAUCGCAUAAAGGUUGAAGCAUGUACCCAAUUUAAAUGUGCAUCAAGUGACCCAACAUUGGGUACCACAUCUGAAUCCUUACCCCAAGGUUUAGCUAACCCUACCCUAGAGGCAUUGAGCCCCACAUCAGUACGUAUCAACUGGGCUAAACCACAGCAAGAGAAUGGUAUCAUCAGAAAUUAUGAAUUGUCAAGAAAAACUCUAAAAAAAUGUUCUGAAAUAUCAGAGCCGCAGGUGAAUCCAGAGCUUACAAAAUGUACAUAUAUAGAAUGUAGUAUUUUAGAGAGUCGUUGUGGUAAUAAAUGUUAUACAGGUCAAAAGAGAUGUUGUAAUGGGGUAAUCCAUGAUGCUAUAUUUGGAUAUGAAUGUUGCGAGAGUCAGUAUGUACCCAAACCUUCUGUAGAUGCUGUUUGCUGUGGUGGUAAAUUCUACAAUCCCUUACCCAACUAUAAAUGUUGUGGUAAAAGAUAUAUUUUGGUAGAAGCUGGGACUAUUUGCUGUGGUGAUUCUCUAGAGGAUAGAGUAACAAUAGGUUAUGGUGAUUCUUGUUGUGGAUCUGUACCCUAUUCUACUACAGGCUCACAAAUCUGUUGUACAGGAACUCUUUAUGGUGGCUAUAAUAAACAAUGUUGUGGUGGUCAGGUUGUAAGUCAGUCAGCCAUUUGUUGUGGUAAUGAUACCAGUGGUGAUGUCUAUUUACCACAAUCACAGAAAACAUGCUGUGGAAGAAAAUAUGUGGAUCAACAAACCACUUUGUGUUGUACCAGUGACACUGAACAUACUAAGGUAAGAACAAAUAUGGUCAAUCUUAAAACGACAGCCAAUGAAAAAUGUUGUGGAAUGGAGAGAAUUGGUCAAAGUUUAAGUUGCUGUAAUUAUGUGGGUUAUAAUCCAGCUACACAAGUCUGCUCUGAUAAGUCAAGUACUUUACAAGGUUGUGGAACUGGUACAGUGUGUCCUAUCAGUCAGACCAGUACAGCUGUUUGUAAUCGAUGUGAUUUUAAUUCGGCUACCCAAUUGUGUGGUGCUGUCACAGGCUUUUAUACCAACCAACCUCCAACUAUACCCAGUACAGACGACAUGUGUAUAGUGGAUAUAUCAACUGUUUUUACUGGUUUACAACUUACUUAUACUGAUACUGAUUUGACUGCGUUCACCCGGUAUGAGUAUUCUGUUACUGUAUCUAAUAAUGCUGGCAGUAUCAGUUCUGAAUAUGUCGGUAUUAAGACAUUACCAGCGCCACCUGAAAAUGUUAAACCACCCAAUACUCGUGUCAAUCCAGAGCAAUUAUAUGCUGUUUAUCUAACUUGGGAAACACCUGGUAAACCCAAUGGGGAGAUAACCCAGUAUUUACUGAGAAGAAACAAUGUUGAGCUAUAUCGUGGUACGAGAUUGAUGUAUACAGAUGAUAAUAAUAUAUUACCAUAUCAAACCUAUACCUAUAAACUAACUGUGUGUAAUAUCGCAGGUUGUACGGACUCUAAUUCUGUUCAAGUAGCCACUGCAGAAUCUGCACCUGAAGGUCUGAGUGCACCAGUACCACAACCUGUUAAUUCGACAGCUAUACGAAUCACUUGGUCACCCCCAACUAAACCUAAUGGUUUAUUGUUAGGCUAUACUGUUAUUAUUUAUGGCAAGAGAUCAACAUUUGGAGCAGACGUUCAGGAGUAUUUAGUGACAGGUUUGGUACCAUAUAAAGAAUACCAGGUCAGUUUGGAAGCAUGUACUGUUGCAGGAUGUACCAAAACUGAUGAUGUGACUGCUAAAACUUUGGAAGCCCUACCUCAAGGUCUGGCAGCUCCAAAAACUAUCAUCAUUGAUUCAACAGCAGUGGAAGUAUACUGGACAAAACCACAAGCGGAGAAUGGGUUGAUCAUCAAAUAUAUUCUGAUCCGACGAAAGGAUGGAAUCGAAUCAGUAGCUUAUCGAGGAACAGAGUUGGUCACUCAGGAUCUUGCUUUGCUUCCAGAAACCACCUAUGAAUAUGCUGUAGAGGCUGAGAACUCAGCUGGGAAGAUUCGAAGUGGGUUUACAUCAGUUAUUACACCUAAACGAACCCCAGCGUAUGUCCCACCACCAAAGAAUGUAACAGCAGUGAGCUCCACAGCAGUUUUUAUAGACUGGGAUCCAGUAGCUGUGAGUGGGGUUGUGGACCAGUAUCGUGUAUUAUUAACAGAAGGAGCAACUGUGGCAAUUGACAGAAGCAUUGGACUUGAUACAAGUACAACUAUCAGUGGUCUCAAGCCUUAUACGGAAUACAAUGUUCGACUUCAGGUGUGUCUGAUGGGAGUGAUCAAUGGUUGUGGAACUGGACAAGGUGUCAAGGUACGAACCUUUGAAGCUCCUCCCCUUGGAAUGGCAGCACCUGCUUUAGAAGCUAAAGCAUCAGAUUCCAUACUGGUCUCGUGGAAAGUUCCAGAGCAGCCAAAUGGGGUGAUUAAAAGGUAUUUGGUAUACAAGAGAAAAUUCGGCGAAACGUCAGACAUUAUUGUUAAUGAAUCUCCUGGCAUUGAUCUAAGCUUUACUCAUGCUGGUCGAGAUCUUUUGCCUUUCACCACUUAUGAAUACAGAAUUGUGGCAUAUAAUGGGGUUGGUGAUGUCUCCAGUGAUUGGUCAAGAGUGAGAACAUUGGAAGCAGUCCCUGAAGGAUUUUCUACUCCUACUAUUGACUCAUCUGAUGCUCAUGGAUUUAGAAUAUCAUGGAAUCCACCAACCAAACCGAACGGGAUCAUCACUAUGUACAAUGUUUAUUACAAAGAGAUCAACUCUGAUCCAACAAUACAGUCACCUUAUAUGAUGGUAUCUGUAAAUACUACUUCUACCUCAGUGAGUGGGCUGAAGCCAUAUUCGGAAUAUGAUGUCCGCGUGGAGGCAGUGAAUUCAGCUGGUGGUGUGUCAUCCAUUAAUGUACGAGUUCAAACUAUGCAGUCAUCACCUGCAGGUUUAUUGGAUUUCAGUAUUGAGAAGAUUGAUUCUGGACAAGCGUUGAUUCUGCGAUGGAAUCCUCCAUUAAAACCAAAUGGCGUUAUCAGUAAUUAUAAAAUCUAUGAAGAUGGUGUCAUAAACCCUGUUUAUCAAGGUCUGAACAGAGAAUUUGAAUUUCGUAGACUGGAACCCUACACAGAGUACACUGUUAGUUUGGAAGCUUGUACUUCUACUGGCUGCACCAAGGGUAAGCAGCAGACAUUUAGAACUGCAGAGACCCUCCCAUCAAUUCAACCUAGUCCAACUACAGGUCUUGUCAAUGCCACCCAUGUCCUGUUGAAAUGGGUACCACCAGUGAACCCUAAUGGAAAGAUUCUGUCCUAUGAGGUGCUUAGAAGGCAAUCAGUUACCAGAAGAAAAAGGGAUAUAUCUGACCCCCAAAUUGUCUACAAAACAUUGGAUACAUCUAAGCCUGAAUACGAAUUUAUGGAUAGUGGCUUGAAGCCUAAUAGUAAUUAUGAAUACCAAGUGAGGGCAACUAAUGCCAAAGGAUCAACAACAAGUCCGUGGAUAUCAGUGUCUACUGGGGAAGCUGCUCCAGAUGGAGUCCAACCGCCUAGAGUAUCUCACAUUGGCCAGAGUGUCAACAUGCUGUUAGUGGAAUGGGAUGAACCAGCUCAACCAAAUGGAGUCAUUCAAAGGUAUCAGAUAAAGCGAAACAGCAGCAUUCCUUUCAGUUUUGGAGCCAGUGAUGCACGUAGCUUCACAGACUCUGGUCUAGAGCCGUUCACAUGGUAUGAAUACACUCUUACUGCUUGUUCUGGAGGUGGAUGCACUCCAAGUGAUCCUACCUUUAUCAGAACUAAAGAGAGUGCUCCACUGAAGGUCUCUCCUCCAGAUGUCACUGCAGUCAACUCAACAGCUGUCAAAGUCACAUGGACCAAACCUCAAGUUACAAAUGGGGCAAUAACAUUAUAUGUCCUCUAUAUGGAUGGAAGCAAGAUUUAUGAAGGUCUUAAUCUUGAGCAUACUGUGAGUGGACUGUUACCAUAUAAUCUAUACAGAUUUUAUCUUCAAGCCUGUACCAAUGGUGGAUGUGCUUCAAGCACCGAAACUUCAGGACGUCCAGAUGAUUCUAAACCAGAGGAUAUGAGGACACCAACAUUAAGAGUUAUGAGUUCAACGUCCAUAGAAGUCUCAUGGCGCCCCCCACAGAGAUCUAAUGGUAUCAUAUCAUCUUAUGACGUUCGUAGAGGAGAUCAGUUGAUUUAUACAGAAAGUUUAAGCUCUUCUGGAACUCUGAAGACAUCCCAUACAGAUUACUCCCUUCUACCAGGAGAAGAAUACACCUACACUGUUAUUGCUAGAAACAGAAAGGGUAGUGCUGUCAGUCCACCAGCUACAGCUCGAACUUAUGCUUCAUCACCUAGUGGGCUUGAUCCCCCAUCUUUAGUAGCUUUGUCAUCAACAUCCGUUCAAGCAACUUGGAAAUCUCCCAUCAGACCUAAUGGAGUGCUUGUAAAUUACACACUGUUCCAAGGAAACGACAGAGUCUAUUCUGGACCUCCCAACAAGUUGUCAUACAUCGUACCAGGUCUUCAAUACUGGACAGAGCACACUUUCAGAAUACAAGCUUGUACUGUACGAGGCUGUGAACUCAGUGAAGAUGCCACUGUACGAACAUUAGAAGCUAUACCAGAAGAACAGGGAAAGCCGUCAUUGCUACCACUAGCAGAUGAAAACGGUGCAUCUGAUGGAGUAUUUAUAACAUGGGAUCCACCAUUGAAACCAAAUGGUGUUAUUAAAAGAUACGAUGUUAAAAGAAGACUGGUUGUUAGAGAUUCAACAGGUGUUAUCUAUGGUGAUGAGUUGCUAGUAUAUAACGGUACAGCAAACCAACAUACUGACAGAAGUCCUUCCCUACUUCCUUUCACAGAGUACCAAUAUCUAGUUUCUUCAUUCAACAGUAUUGGUCGCGCCACUAGUCUCUGGGAAUCUGUCACUACUAAAGAGGCACCACCUACUUUCGUACCGACACCAACUGUUACAGGUACAACGUCAACGACUAUCGAUGUUACCAUCAUGGCUCCAGCUCAACCCAAUGGUAUUAUUAGAUUGUAUAAUAUAGUAGCUAAUGGUACAGUGGUAAGCAUUGGUUCAGUCCUACCCUUGUCACCAUUCACUACCUAUUCUCUGAAAGUCAGAGCCUGUACUGGUGGAGGAUGUACAGAUAGCAGUCCUGUAACAGCUAAAACAGGUACAGCAAAACCCUCCGGCCUAGAACCUUUGGUAGCAACUUCUCUCAACAGUACCAGUGUUAAACUAACCUGGUCUCAACCACUCCAACCUAAUGGGCAAAUAAUAAGAUAUUUGGUAUUUGAGAGAACAGCAUGUCCACUGACAGCUCAACCGUAUGAAGAAUCAUGUGUACCAGGUGAUUCUAGAAAAGUUUAUGAAGGACAAGAGUUAGUGACGACAGUAGCCUCAUUAGAACCAUACACAGCUUACGAAUAUCAACUACAGGCUGAAAAUCAAGCUGGUGGAGUUGACUUUCCAACUUGGGUUAGAGUUGAAACAGCUGCCUCUGAUCCUAAGUAUAUGAAGAUACCAGUACUAACACAGAAUGACACUAAAGCUGUGAUUGAUUGGACAGAAAGUUUUAUAUUAAACAGUAAAUUACGAGAGUAUAUUUUGUCAGUUGACGGUGUGGUAAAAUUCCGAGGUAUAACAACUGUUUAUGGUGAGGAGAGACGUACUAAAACUCAAGGUAUAUUUUUUAUCCAGGCAGUGACAGAGGUGGGAGAAGCUGAAACACCAUCUGUAAUAUUUGAUCCUGGAGCAGCAGACAACUUAGGAACCACAACAGUGCCACCAGCAGUGACAGAAAAACAGUCAGAUGAGAUUCCAUUUUACCAGGAAAUUUGGUUUAUAGUGUUAGUCUGUAUCCUGAGUUUAUUGUUGUUGUUUAUUUUGAUUGUUCUCUGUGUACGAUAUUGUGGUAAAGACAGGCCGUAUGUACGAGAAAGACGCCCUCUGUAUAAUCGACAGCCCAAAUCUCCAGCACCUUUAACCUAUAUGAUUGAUCCUAAUGGUAGUGUGUAUGAAACAGUAAGUUUUUAG
Lottia gigantea (owl limpet) is the source of this 14769-nucleotide messenger RNA. RefSeq lists its product as hypothetical. Gene Ontology annotation, molecular function: protein binding. The annotation marks the transcript as partial. The transcript has 62 exons. Lineage: Eukaryota; Metazoa; Mollusca; Gastropoda; Lottiidae. The record is from RefSeq and is a predicted model, not a curated record.